Exophiala viscosa is the source of this 1387-nucleotide messenger RNA. RefSeq lists its product as uncharacterized. The record is from RefSeq and is a predicted model, not a curated record. The coding region runs from base 88 to 1260 and encodes 390 amino acids. NCBI's taxonomy places the organism in Eukaryota, Fungi, Ascomycota, Eurotiomycetes, Chaetothyriales, Herpotrichiellaceae. The transcript has 3 exons.
CUCUCUCGGUGUACAUCCUAUCUCAAACCCUUCCAACACAACCGUCAGAGCCUACAACCAUAACACCUCCCAAAGACAAAGGCCAAGAUGUGUCCGAAGUCGACAAAGAAGCAAUCAUCUUCACCCUCCAUGGCAUUGCCAAACGCACCACUCGUCUACAUCAACGAUCCAAAUGAGGACCGGCGAUAUGCACACUACUUGCGAGACCUCAUUCCUAACUGCACCUUCAUCAAACUGCCUGGCAGGGAUCUGUUGAACAACUCGCUCGGCACGGAACUGGACAAGCUCAGUGUUAAAGUCGCCGAAGGCCUUGUUGGCGAUGGCAUUGUUCUCCUAUGUGAAUGCUGCCCAGACUCCAAGCCUGCCCAGAAGAUCAAAACAUCCAAACUUUUCCGAGCAGAGGCGAUCAGAGGCGGCCGCAACUUUGUAACUGUGAAUCUUUGUCUUUCAGAGAGCGUGGCUCCCGCAGGCAAUUCAGGAUGGGGCACCAACCAUCUCGAAAUGAUUCUUGGACCAAAGUCAACCGAGGACGUGGCUGUCGAGGUGUAUCAUUGGCUGUUCACAGCAUUCACAGUUCAAGAAACACUCCACCUCAUUCCAGAGUCUGAGAUGCUUGCCGUGGACAAGGCCUUCCCGGACUACGAGUAUAGCACGAUCGCCGAUAACAAAGCCAAGUCGAAGAACGCCAAAAUUCAAUUCGUUGCGCUUAUCACCAGUCGUCCAGUGGUCAAGGGUCAAACACUCUCAUGGAGUGUGGCCGACAGGACUGGCACUGCCAACUUCUACUUCCAAUACCGCGGCGAAGCCUCAAAGUAUACCUGGGAAUGGUGCCAGGCACUCAAGGUUGGCGAUCGUCGAGCCCUUCCACGCAUGCCCAUGGUCGAAAUCAAAGAACGUAAGCGCGUGCGCGUUGCUAAGGCUCCAAUCCGGACUGUGGCUGCUGCUAUUUCGGGUGUCGGACACGUCGUACGUGCCGUGGGCCAUGGCGUUGUGAAGCUCGGCGAGUUGGGAAAGUUGGGAAAGAGCUCUGAGUGGAUCCCUGAGCCCGACGUCGUGGAUGGCAAGAAGGUCGACUGGGCGGACAUUCUUAAACAGCAAAGUGCAGACAAGGUUCUGCGAGCUGAGAAGGCGAAGAAACAAGUCCAGGCUAAGGUGUUCAACGAGAAAGGAGAGAAGGUCUGGGCGGAUGAUGAUAGCGUGGCGAGCACUACUGCUGGGGGAGAGGAAUGGGUUGAGGAGAAAGCCAAAGACUUCGUGUGAGUGUAUUUCUACCGUCGACAUUGCACCAAAUAAGUGUUAUGUGCACACUGAGUGGUGCUGCUGCUGUCGGGUGCUGGCGCCGGGACGUUGUGAACACCACGGAAGGGAAACCUAACGAGUCUGUAAA